GUAUUCUUUAGUCCACCAUAGACAUUUCGAAAAUAUCUGUUUCCUUCCAUUUAUCUUAGCCCCAAAAACGACUUCACCUGGAUAGAUAUAUGCAUGAAGAAAGCACAAUAACAUAGCAUCAAAAGGAUUUAUAAUUCAGACUUUGCUGCUUCCAGUCCUCUACCUUGUUGACAAUUGCAAAGUGGUGCUGAUAAAUGUGACAUCAAAAUGCAGUCUCACACUUUGGUUUCUGAACAUCAACAACAAAGAAGAAUGGAGGAAGCUGAAUUGCUGAAAGAAAGAUUCCAGGCCAUAACAGACAAAAGAAAACUGCAAGAAGAAAUUACACAGAAACGUCUAAAAGUAGAAGAGGAAAAAAUGAAACACCAACAUUUAAAGAAAAAGGCCUUGCGAGAAAAAUGGCUCUUGGAUGGCUUUAGUUCUAUGACUCCUAAAGAAGAAGAAGAAAUGCAAAAGCAGAAUCAGGAGGACCAACAACGGACUCAUGAGCUGGAACAAGACAUUUUCAGACUGGAAAAGGAAAUUGAGGCUCUGGAAAGACAAGAAAUGGAAGUCUCAGCUAAGGAAGAAGCAAUUUUAAAGAAAUUGAAGUCUGUUGAAAAAACAGCAGAAGACAUAAUAAAGUCUGUGAAGACCGAAAAAGCUGGAUUUGAAAAAGAGGCAGCAGACUACAUAUAUGCCAGCAUCCCUGACCUUCCCAAGUAUUUCAGACCUUCUGCACUGAGAAGUACAGCACAUGCUGAUAUGGAUGAGGAAGAAAAGAGAAAAGCAUUGUUUGCCAUGGAAAUUAAGGUUGAAAAAGACAUGAAGACAGGUGAAAACACGGUGUUAUCAACAAUACCUCUUCCCUCAAAGGAGUUUAAAGAGACAGGAAUUAAAGUCUAUGAUGAUGGCAGAAAGUCAGUCUAUGCAGUGUCCUCAAAUGGGAGCACAACACAAAAUGGGAUGGAUGAACUUGCUCCUGUUGAAGUGGAAGACCUGCUACGGCAGGCAACUGAAAAAAAUUCUCAGUCUCCCACAGAGUACCAUGAACCUGUCUUUGCAAACAAAUUCUGCAGGCCAGUUACUCCUCAGAAAGACAAAUUAGAACCUGGACCAAAACUGGAAGGCACUAACAGAAGAGAGAUGAAUGGAUUUAGCAAUCAUCAGACAGGGCUCUCCUCCAAAACAGAGCCCUUUAUUCAGCAAAAUAAAGAGAAUGGCCUUGAUCUUCCGAAGGUAAUACAACCAAAGUCUCCUUCUCCAGUAAUUUCUCGUACAGAGAAGAAAAUACACACUAAUCCUGAAAACAGGAUGAUUCAUAAUGAAGAAAGAAGUGCUGCAUAUGAGGAAUUAAAACCUUACCAGAAUACCAGGGAAAGACACAGUGAGACAAGGUUUUUAAAUCCCUGUGAUCCUAAUGAAGCAUCCCCUGCACCUCAAGACGAGGAAGAUGCUCAGUACAACAUAGUGCAGGCUGUACCUUGUUACGUGGAUGAGUCUGAACCUGUCACAAUGGUGUUCAUGGGUUAUCAGCGCAUUGACGAUGACGAUGCAGAAGCAAACCAGAAGCUGUCCCAGUAUGAUGGGGUUAUCCGUGCAGAACUAGUUAUCAUUGAUGACGAUGAUGAAGAUGACAGCAAAGCUGAGAAACCAGCAUAUCAUCCCAUAGGCCAUUACAGUCAAGUUUAUCAGCCACCAAACAGGAAAACCACAGAAACCCAACAGACAAACCCUGUGAGCAGUCUGGGUGCAAGCCUGAACAAGGUACCCCACAAAAAUUCCAUCUCCCUGCAAGAACAAGAGGAACGCUUAAGCUCACCAACACACCAUGCUCAUCUUCACAGCCAGGUGUCUGGGGAUGGUACAGAAGACCCCUCGCUAACAGCUCUGAGGAUGAGAAUGGCAAAGCUGGGGAAAAAGGUGCUUUAACAGCUGUAAUGACAUGGAAGUAUAAUUUAUCACUCAAAGCAGAUAAAGCUAAGAAGACUUUCUUCCACAUACUUUUUUCUGGAUCAUAAUACUUGUUUCACUACUCUGUUUCAUGGGCUAUUUUGCCCUCUGCAUAAUGCAAUGGACUUUAACAGACUUUCAGAUUUGACCAACUGCCACAUACACACAAAUCACAUCCUGGAUUUUGUUAAAAGUAGUGGGAAGUUACCUAAGGCUAUAAAUGCAAUGUGUAUAACAAGUAUGAAGACGUGCAUACCUGUUCUCACAAUCAGAAAUAUGCUGUUGCUAUAUACACAGAGCAGAUAAACACCUAUCUCCAUGGAACUUCAUGGGACAUUGUUUCACAUUAAAGUGUGCCAAUCUAUCUGAUUUUGCUGUUCCAGCAUUCUUUCUGUAAAAGCACUGAUUAAUAAAAAGUGAAAUAUGAGAGAGGAGCAGGAGGAAAUGUAAAUAUAACAAGUCCUUUCCAAUUACACUACCUUGGAUGAAAUGUAAAGCAUUCCUUUUUAAGUGACAGCAGAGCAAACCAAAUAUAAUUAAGCCAGCAUAUUUAAAUAUUUAGCCACCUUCUAGAGCUCCACACUCCAUCCCUCUAUGUUACAUAUCUCAGUGUAGCCAUCCUCACACCCUGUUCUCUUCACCAUCCCACAAACAUGCUGCCCACCCACAACCUCACUGCUCAAUCCUGUGCAUCAUAAUACAAACAGUCCGACCUCCUGAGCAUGGGUUCACCUCCCAGAUUGCUGAGAACGCUCUACUUCUCCAAGAAACUGGUUGCCAGAGAGGCAGUGCUUGUCGAUUAAAAAAACAAACAAAAACCCCCAACCACAGAAAAAUACCCCAACAACCACAGUGUUUAGGUUUCAGCUGGCUGAGGAGCUGAAGUCAGCAAGCCUCCCACUAGAAAUACUGAGUUGCCAGUAGCUUGUCCUGCAGCUGAAAACCAAGAUCUGUUACAGAUCUGUGCAGCCACUGCUGGGCACAGUUCUCCAGCAAGUUUCAAGGAUCCCACCAAAAAACAGGUUAAUUCUUUCCAUGUCAUAAGGGUGGUAUAAAAGGAGGUAAAAGUAGGUUCAACCACACCUAGAAAAAUCACAUCCAGUCAGAUUUUCCAGUACAUAGUUCUUGGAGAGAAAAAGUGCCUCAUAGCACACUACACCAUUAUACUCAAAUCUGUACAACAGCUUUAAUUCACUAGGUCUUAGCCUCAUUUGUAACACUAAACAGAAAGUUCAGGUUGUGUUAUUCUGGUAUAGCUGACUUAAAUUAUGCACCAGCAAAAAAAAAAAAAAAAAGCUAUAAUUUUUUGCUGGUAUUCUUUUCAAAGCAGAAAACUGAAGUUACUACCUCAUACUGAGGCACGAUGGUAGUAAUUGACUGAUUUGUAGCCUCUAAACACUUGGUGGCUCCCAGUCUGAUGUGGUAAUAAUCUCAAAUUUUAAGACUUAACAGAAAUGGUUACCUGGAGAGUGGAAUAGUACAUAAGAAUGAAUAAAUUUUAUUAUAGUACACUUCCUA
Molecule: messenger RNA, 3450 nt
Organism: Sturnus vulgaris (Common starling)
Lineage: Eukaryota; Metazoa; Chordata; Aves; Passeriformes; Sturnidae
Gene: PALMD
Product: palmdelphin
Biological process (GO): regulation of cell shape
Cellular component (GO): membrane; cytoplasm
Source: RefSeq, a predicted model, not a curated record